Molecule: messenger RNA, 777 nt
Organism: Penicilliopsis zonata CBS 506.65
Lineage: Eukaryota; Fungi; Ascomycota; Eurotiomycetes; Eurotiales; Aspergillaceae
Exons: 2
Coding region: 1-777 (258 amino acids)
Biological process (GO): double-strand break repair via break-induced replication; DNA-templated DNA replication
Cellular component (GO): GINS complex
Source: RefSeq, a predicted model, not a curated record
AUGGACAUUGACGACAUCCUCGCGUCCGUGGACCGGCACGAUGACUCCCCGGCCUCGGCUGCGCUGGAUCACCAGCUCCUGACGCGUUUCUGGGUGGCCGAGCGCGCCGUCUCGGAAGUGCUCCCUUGGCCCACGCUUCUAAUGGAACGGAUGAUGGAGAGAGUAUCCCAGCAGAUAUCCCGAAUAGAAGAUCUGGCAUCCUCAUCCUCCCCAACGACGAACCUCCACCUCUCCAUCCUCCAGACCGACCUCGCCCGCACGCAAUACCUGAUCCGCUCGUUACUGCGACAGCGUCUCUCCAAACUAACAAAACAUAGCAUGUACUACCUUUUGAAAAUCGCGGGCGCGAAUCCCGUCGAUUCACAACCAUCCCAACACCACCACAACCAACAACAACCGCAAGAUUCCGUCCCUGAUUUCCCCGCUGGGAUUCUCGGGUCGAAUACCUCCCCGCUUUCCAACCAGGAGGCAAGCUUCCUACACGCACACCAGAAAUUACUUGCCGGCCAUUUCGGCGCGAGUUUCUUAUCCGGGUUUCCUGCCCAACUGCGCAGACUGGACGAUAACGCCGGCGGGACGAGCAUGGUCACCGGUCCGGACGGGAGGGAGGCUGUCUUCGUGCGUUGUCUGGCCGACGAGGUGGUCGUCCGGGUUCCCCCCGGGGAUGGCAUUGACGUUGAAGAGAUUGGUGUUAGCAUGCGGAAAGGCGAGGUGUGGGCUGUUCGCUGGGAGGGAGUUAGAGAGGCCUGGGAAGGAGGGGAACUGGAAUUAUUAUAA